AUGGAGCGGCAGCUGCGGGAGCUGCGGCUGCAGGAGGAGCGCGACUUCCUGCAGUGCGUGGCGCGGGGCUCGAGCGAUGCCAGGGCACUGCUGGACGCGGAGCCACCCCCGGGCUGGCCGCACCGUCGGGGCACCGCCAUCGUUCCUGAGCCCCUCACCAGCGACGCCCUGCUCCAGCUGCCCGGUAGCCCCCCAUCACAGAGGGACCUCAGCCUGAUCGCAGAGGCCAUGGGACGCAGCGACUUCCUGCGGCGUCUGGGCGAGGGCUGCCCCGAGGCGCUGGCCCAGAGCUUCGUCCCCGUUCAGCACGGCCCCGGGGACACGGUGCUGGCCGAGGGCGACGAGGGCACCGCCAUGUACAUCGUGGCAGAGGGGCAGCUGAGCGUGACGCAGCGGGGCCGGCAGCUCCGCACGCUGGGGCCGGGUGAUGUCUUCGAGCUGGCCAUCCUGUACCACUGCAAGCGCACCGCCACCGUGCAGGCGCUCAGCCCUGUGCGCCUCUGGGCCAUCGACCGGCAGCGGUACCGCGCCAUCACCACCAGCAGCGCCAAGCAGCGGCGGGCCAAGAUCCUGGACUCCCUGCGAACGGUGCACUGGCUGCAGGACCUGUCCAACAGCCACCUCUCCAAGCUGCUCGACGCCAUGGAGGAGUGCUCCUUCGCACCCGGCCACGUCAUCAUCCGCGAGGGGGACAAGGGGGAGAGCUUCUACAUCAUCCUGAAGGGCCAGGUGCGGGUGAGCCGGCGGGUGGACGGGCAGGAGAAGCUGCUGCGCGUGCUGGGCGCCGGCGAGCACUUCGGGGAGCUCUCGCUGCUGGAGAACAUCCGCCGGACAGCGACGUGCCAGGCGCAGGGACAUGUCACCUGCAUCACGGUGGCCAAGGAAGACUUCCUGGAGAUCAUCCCCUUCUGCCCCAGGCACGACUCAGACGCAAACGCGGCUGCGACAGAGGUGCCGGCCCCUGCGGACCCCAGGCGGGGCUGGGGGUCCCCGAGCCUGCGGCAGCUGACCCCAGCGGUGCGGCUGGAGGACCUGGUGGCCGUGCGCUACGAGGAGGGGCAGAAGCAGGGGCAGCGCGUCGUCCUGGGCACCGGCGGCUUUGGCAGGGUCGAGCUGGUGCGGUGCCGCGAGCAGCUCUUCGCGCUGAAGCGGAUCCGCAAGGACUGGGUGGUGCGGACGCAGCAGCAGGAGCACGUGCGCACGGAGCGGCGGGUGCUGGCCCAGAGCCACUGCCCCUUUGUCGUGGGGUUUUUUGGCACCUUCCGGGACAGGCAGCACGUCUACCUGCUGCUGGAGUUCUGCCAGGGCGGCGAGCUGUGGACCAAGCUGCGCGAGGUGCGCUACUUUGAGGAGCCGCUGGCCGUGUUCUGCUCCGCCUGCGUGGUGGAGGGCCUGGAGUACCUGCACAGCCACGGCAUCGUCUACCGCGACCUGAAGCCCGAGAACCUCAUGCUGGACAAGCAGGGCUACGUCAAGCUGGUGGACUUCGGCUUCGCCAAGGAGCUGGAGCGCGGGGAGAAGACCUACUCCUUCUGCGGGACGCCCGAGUACCUGGCGCCUGAGAUGCUGCGCCACGAGGGCCACGACUUCGCGGUCGACUUCUGGAUGCUGGGCAUCCUCAUCUUCGAGAUGCUGGUGGGGAGGGCCCCCUUCCACAGUGCUGACCCCCAGAAGAUCUACAGCCGCAUCCUGGACGGCAUCUUCUCCUUCCCUGCUUUCCUCAGCGAGGCCGCCUGCUCCCUCAUUGCCAAGCUCUGCAGGCGCCGUCCGGGGCAGCGCCUGGGGAACACGGCCACCGGCAUCCGUGGCAUCAAGAAGCACAGGUGGUUUGGGACCCUCAAGUGGAAGAAGCUCGCCCUGCAGCAGCUGGAGGCGCCCACCCUGUGGCUCAUCAAGCAGGGCCCUCCCUACACCAACUUCAAGCGGUUCUCGGUCGACCGGACGCCGGCAAUGGACGAGCUCUCGGGGUGGGAUGAGGAUUUCUGAUGGCAGCCGGACCCCCGGCCUGGGCACCCCCCACCCCCCAGCUG
Cygnus atratus (black swan) is the source of this 2030-nucleotide messenger RNA. Its product is annotated as cGMP-dependent protein kinase 1-like. Lineage: Eukaryota; Metazoa; Chordata; Aves; Anseriformes; Anatidae. Gene Ontology annotation, biological process: protein phosphorylation. The record is from RefSeq and is a predicted model, not a curated record. Gene Ontology annotation, molecular function: cGMP-dependent protein kinase activity; ATP binding.